AUGACGGAAUCGUUGACAGCAAACAUAAGAGGUCAGUGUAUGAGCUUCAAAUUUCAAAAUCUUCGUCAUAAAGAACAAAUAAAAACAUUUUUCUUGGAAAUUGGUUUACAAUUGCAAAAAGUGUCAAAUGCAGAUGAGAAGCUAAUAUGUACACGUCAUAUUAUUAGCGCUUUAUUCGUUAUCGAUUUACCCGACGAAUAUCUAGCUAGCUAUGCUAAUUUAUUUAAAUCAUUUCAAGAAUCAUUGGAAAUUAUUUUACAACGCUGGUUAAGAAAUAAUAUGUUGAGUGAAGACGAUAACGUGUUAUUCAAUGACAUCAAUGAAGUUUUUAUGCGUUUGAUAUAUUCUGAACAAUAUAAACUGUAUGUCGAAGAAUAUGAAAUCGAUAUUGGAAAGAAUUAUAGUCCACAUUAUAUUUAUUUAAAAAACAGUUUAGUAGAAACGGUUGGCCAAUGUCUUUAUAAUAUUUAUCAACAUGGUAGUCUUUUAAAUGAUCAAUGUUUAAAUCAGUUAGAUACGCUUUUAUAUAUAAUUGGAAAAUGUGGAACGGAAAUUUUGCUUUGGAAUGAAACAUUAACUAGACUUUACCUAAUAACGAUCGAUUGUUUGAAUUCAAAAUUUUAUUUCGAUGUCAUUGAAAAUUUGGACCCAAACGUAUUAACAUUUAAAAGCAUUGAAAGCUUUUUGCUUUUGGGUUGUACAAAAUUACUGUGCGUCUACACAACUUCACAGAGUGAAUAUUGUAAUAUGAAUAUUUUUGACACAUUAAUCGAAAAAUGGAAUCAUUUAUUAACACAUUGUUUACCACGAAUAAAAACUUGGACACAACCAAUGGUUAGUGCAGUUAAAUACAUCAUCAGAAUAAUACAUAAUAUAUUACGUGACAAUGAGGCUGAAACAAAAAAUCAUAUUAAAAAAGAUUUUUUGAAACACUUUUUAACUAUAUUAUCACACAAACAUUUAUUAGAAUUAAGCGAAAAUGGUUCAAAGAAUGCACGAAAUAUCUUGUCAAAUUUAUCGUUGAUAUUAUAUGAAUUAUAUAGAGAAGACAAAACUCUAUUUGUCCAACAAAAUAUAGAUGAUAUGAAACAAUUGUUCCUACAGUUAGCACAAUUCUCACAUUGUGAUGAAUUAAUACUGCAUGCAAGUAUGAUCACGGCACAUUUAUUAUCAAGCACAGAUAUAAAAAAAAUGGACGAUAAGACUUGUAUGGUACUUGUGAAAUUAUAUUCCAAUAUACUUCGUGAACCAUCCAGUUUAUGCAAUCCACUUUAUGGAGGAUUAGUGUGUCAACGAAUUGUUUCGUUAAUGUCAGUUCUGCUUCAAUGCAAUGGCGUCGCAACUCAAUAUAUUCAAAUCGGUGGACUAAACGAUCUUGGUAAUUUAUUAAGAAGUAUAUCAAAAAAAAUGAAUCGAAUUAAUGAUACAGAGCUGGAUAACGAAACAAAAAUAUUGCAAGGCGUUCUUGAAUGCAUCUAUUAUUUAUGUGAUCGUAAAUAUAUUAGUGCUAGUAUGAUGCAGAAAGAGUGGUUGGAAUGUAUGGAAAAUGAUUUGUCUUCUAUUGAAACAUUUUACAAAGCGAUACAAAAUAUUAAAUUAUUAUUGGGAUGCUCAGAUGGUAUUCAACAUGCGCCAUUGCAAGAAAGUGGGAAAGCAAUUGAAGAAUAUCCAUAUGACAGCAAGGUUCUCGAACACCACGCAUGGUUUCAGCUACCUUCUAAACGUUUUCUCAAUUUGAGUAACGGUCGUUCUGGCUCUACGCUUCUAUCCCAAUAUAUUAUGUGCCAUCCAAAAAUUUUUAUGCAUGGGGAAUUACUUCCAGAUUUGUUCCUAAUGGAAGACGAUGCAUUUAGUAGUGAUUCAAUGAUUGAACAACUUGAUAGGGACCUUUCAUUAUGUGCUGUAGGUAGUGCAGAAGGAUUUAAAAUUCUUGUUGAUAAAUUCAAUGCGAGUAAGAUUUCAUUACUACGGUUGAUACAUCGUUUAAAUAUCAGUUUUGUGGUUCUAUGCUGGCGAAAACAAUUAAUUGAUUCAUUUGUCUCUCUUAAAAUAGCUGAGAGGACAAAAUGUUGGUAUAGUGAAAGAGUUAUUAAUUCAGAAGUAAAAAUAUUUGUUGAUGAGAAUGAAUUCAAUAAUUAUUGUAAAGAUUUGCGACAAAAAUGGCAGCUUGCCAUUGAUGAGAUUAGUAACCAUGUUCCAGUUUUACUAAUUGAAUAUUCAGAACUUUGCCGAAAUCCAAAACAAUGCUUAGCGCCUAUUUUCAAUGCAUGUGGUUUCGAAGAGAUUGAUGUUAGUGCACUCAUGAUACGCCAAAAUCCAGGACCACCGGCACAAAAAAUUAUUAAUUGGAAUGACCUAAGCGAUAAUGUGAAAAAUGCAGAAUUAAAUGUAAAUGAAAUGUUUACCAAUACUGUAGCGCUAUUUUCUGGGAAGCCUAAAGAAUGGUGGCCGGAGCCAGAACCAUUACCUGUGACCGGCGAAUGGAAUUACAGAGUAGCUGAACCUUACAUAGCACCAGAAGCAAUUGAUAAUGUGAUAAAAUCAUUAGCUUAUCGCAAGAUUUCAUCAGCUUCAUCAAAUAUUCUUCAUAUGGCAUUUGAGCUGCGCCGUUUUUAUAACGUACCUGUUGCUCAGCCGUGCGCUAAUGGUUUUAUUUCUUUGUUAUUAGCAUUACAAUCGGCCCAUAUUGGUCGAGGUGAUUAUGUCCUUGUACCAACGUUUACAAUGAUAGCAGUACCAAAUGCAGUUCUUUAUGUAGGUGCACAGCCCUUGUUUGUUGAUAAUGAAAAUGGAUCAUAUAAUCCUGGUGCAAAACAAUUUGAAGAAGUAGCCAAGCAAAAAAUUGGAUGUAAUAUAAAAGCGGUCAUUGUUUGUCAUACUUAUUCUGUACCAGCUGAUAUUCAUGGUAUUGUUGAAAUGUGCAAAGCACAUAAUUGGUUAUUAAUUGAAGAUAUUAGCGAAUGCAUAGGCGUUAAAGUAGGUGGGCGUCUAUUAGGUACAUUUGGAUUAUAUGGUUGUGCCAGUCUUUAUGCUAAUAAAACAAUUACAGCUGGCGAUGGAGGCUUCGUCAUAUCUCAAGACGCAACAGCGUCUGCUCGCCUAAUCUCAAUAGUGAAUCAUGGUUUUACGCCUAAAUAUCAUUUUGUGCACCAUGAACCGUGUAUUGAUGGGAAAAUCAAUGGAUUAGCUGCAGCAUUGGUAACACCUGCGAUUCCUCGUAUACUCGAUGUGAUUGCACAUCGGAAACAAAUCACACAAUGGUAUCGUACUGCUUUAUCAAAAUUUAAGAAUGAAAUACGUUGCAUGCCCAUAGCAGGAGAUGAAGAUGGACCGUGGGUCUUCGGUAUUGAAUGCAUUUCUCGAGAAGAAAAAGAAAAACUACGCAAAUUUUUAGCUCAAGAUUAUGGAAUUGAGACAAGAAAUUAUUUUCCACCAUUGAAUUUACAAUCAGCCUUCUGUGAUCUACCUGGUAUAAAGGCGACAUCAUGUCCUAAUGCAGAAUCGCUAGCAAAUAGAGGUUUUUAUUUGCCCUCACAUUACUGGUUAAGAGAGUCUGAUAUAACAAAUAUUUGUUCUGCUAUUGGUUCUUAUUUCACUCAUGAACAUUGUUUAAUAACGGAGUCAAAUUUUUCGUCACCGGUACUCGUAUCGGUUGACCCUCGAACCGCUGAACUUCGAGCAGUAGCAGUUGAUAAUGAAGAACAAUGUCAAAUUGCUUUGGAUGCAGUAAAAGCAACUUUAGCAAUAAGAAAAUUCUUCGUGGUAAAAAGAGAAAAUUGGUCUGAUUGUGAAUCACUUCAACAUUGGCUCAAAGAGUUAGCUAGUGAAAAAUCUCUGAGCAAUGAUUUACGCACAUAUUUUCGAUUUUAUAGCCACUAUCUGAAGAAUAUGCAGAAUAAUGAUCACUUGUUGCCAGUACCUAUAACACAACCACCAUGGAGUGAUUUUGAACUUCUACAUUGUACAAUUCCAACAUCAACACCAACAGAAGUGCAAAAACUUCUUUGUUGGCUAUGUGAUUCAUAUAAAUGUAAAAAUAUUGUGGAACUCGGUUCGUGGCUCGGUGGCACAACAAUUCAAAUGCUUAACGCUUGUCGUGAUGAUAAUGUCUGUAUCACAGUUUUUGACGGCUUCAGAUGGCAAGAAUGGAUGAAUGAAAUAGUGUCACCUCAUUUGCGUCGUGCAACUGGCAAGCUUUUUUUGAAGGACUUUAUUUCGAACAUUCGUACUGUAACAUCUCGGAAGAGUGCGGUAGUGCCGAUUCAAUUGCCUAUUGAUUCGAACAUCUGGCCAGAACUUGAAAAUAUCGUCAAAAAAAACAUUGAUUUAGUUUAUAUUGACAUUAGUGACGAGGUGAAUGAAAUAGAAUUAUUGUGGAAAGUACUUGAACCACAUCUGGUACAUAAUAAAAGUCUUGUUGUUACACAUACUUACGGUUGGUCACCAGGUGUCUGUUGUUUUGUUCAAAAUCAUUUCGCUGAUCUAAAACCACUUUAUAAGCCAGCGUCAUUUGCUAAGGCCUUUUUGUAUGUGGGCCCAUAUAAUAAAACAGUUAAUGGCAUUACCACGUUACCAUUCCCAAAGAAAGUAACAUUUGCUGAAUCACCAGAUGAUUGGACACAUCAUCGAGGUGGUGGUUACUGUGCUAUUAUAGAAUAUACAAAGCAGUGCCUUCAUACAGACAAUGCAACAAUAGUUUUUAUUCCAGCUGUGGAACAAUAUUUUUUUCAUAAACGAAUGGUCGUUGAGGAACCAUGGAUAGGUGUUAUGCAUCAAGCCCCUAAUUGUGAUACAAUAUGGAUAUCUGACAGUAAUAGAUUAUUAAAAUCGCCAUUAUUUUUGGAUAGUUUGCGCCAUUGUUAUGGAUUAUACACUCUGAAUAGACACCUACGAGAUUAUAUACGCCAAAAUUUACCAUAUGAUACUUCAAUACCAGUAUGUCAAUUGUAUUAUCCAAUAUGCAGCAGUAUAUCGUUGUCAUCGACGAUGAAAACAGUACGAAGCAAAAUAGUGAUGAUUGGUAACUAUAUGAGAAAUUUUGAUGAUUUCGUUCAACUUUGUACGCCAUCAGGACUUCAGAAGGCUAUAUUGAUUGAAGAAACAUCCAAUGAAUUUCAGGAACGAAGUGUCAUUGCAGCAAAUCAAAAUAUUGAUAUAAUAACUCGUUGCAGUGACAGUGAUUACGAAGAUUUAUUAAAGAGCAGCAUUGCGUUUCUUAGUCUUAAAAGUGAUGGUAUUGCAUCAACUCUAGUAAUUGAAUGCAUAUGGAGUAAUACACCUAUACUUGCGCGCCGUUUUUCAUCAUUAGAAGAAUACCUUGGACAAAAAUAUCCAUUUUUUUUUGAUUCCCUUGAUGAAGCUGCAGCUUUAUUAUGUUCAUCACAAAAAUUAUAUGCCGCUCAGCAAUAUUUACAAGAAAUGAAUAAGAGUCAUCUUACAAAGGAACAUUUCGUUCAAUCAAUCGUUCGCAGCGCACCGUAUCAAAAUUUACCAAGUCUAUCUCCGAUUUCAUCAACUUUUGAAAAGUUCGAUGUUACAGUAUGCCUGUGUUCCUAUCAACGUACAGAAAACCUGCACUCUAUUUUACAUUCUUUAUUAUAUAAACAAGAUUAUGAAGGAAAAAUUGAAAUUAUUCUUUGGAAUAAUAACUUUGAUCGUCGUGACACAGUUGAUAAUAUUUGUAGACAAUUCAAUGGGCCAAUACACAUCGUACAUUCAAGCACGAAUUAUUAUUGUAUUAUACGUCUAAGUGUAGUACCGCUAAUGAACAGUGAUGUGCUUAUUAUUGUUGACGAUGAUAUGAUACCAUUGACCCAUUUUAUAUCCACAUUUGUUGAACAACACAUGUUAUCAGGUACAAAAGUUUUAUUGUGUUUACAUGGACAUAAAUUUUCUCCACAUGAAUUGAAUACCGAAUGUCCAGAUGUUGUUUGGUCUGAUACUGGUGUGGUCGAAUUUAUUGAUGAUGAUAUGCCUUCUCAACCAAUACACUAUGCGCAUGCUGAUGGUUGUUUGAUACCUCGACAAGCACUCAAAGAUGCAUGUUCUAUUGACAUGCCCAAAAAAGAAUUCGUUUUAGUUGAUGACUACUGGCUAUCAUUUGUUCUUAGUCAUUAUUUUGAUUAUCAGAUUUGUAAAAUAACAUCAGAAAAAGGUUGUCCCUAUGUGAAAACUAGUUCUGCUGAUGAUCCAAAAACAGCAUUGUACUUGAAUCCAACAGUUAUUGCAUUGCGCACAGAAUUAUACGUUUAUCAUAUGCUUCAGAGAUGGCCAGUAUUUAAUAAUAUAUACUGUCCAUUGCAAACAUCGCCUGCAAUUCGUAUCGAAAAGGUUGACCGAUGGAAAAAACCAUUUGUUGGUUUUAAUAUACCUAUGUCAUUACAUCCAGAUGAUAUGAAAGUUUUGCAAAUGUUAGGAGUGACCGUUGUACGGUUAGGUGCUGUAUGUGACACUUUACAUGGUGACGAUAAUAGUGAAAACAUUAUAUCUGAUCUAGCUUUUCUCGCGCCAUCAUGUAUGAAUCAAAUUAUACCAUCUGCAUUACAAGAACUUGUUACCUACAUACAACAUUUUGCUGUAUAUAAUAUUGAUGUUAUAAUAACACUUCAUCGGCAUUUGGCAAUACCAAACGUAUGGAAACAAAUUGCGACAGUAUUAAAAGAUGUUCCGAACGUAAUAGGUUAUGACUUAAUCAAUGAACCAUUUACCAUUGAUGAGCAAAGUCACUGCAUUGAUGAUUUAGAUACUUGUUUCCCGAAUGAUAUAACAUUAAUGGAAUAUUACGCUGAUAUCAUCGAGAAUAUUCGCCAAAUAGAUCAAAAUACACCGAUUAUAAUAGAAACAUCAUUUUGGGCAAGUUGGAAAACACUUCGGCAAAUAAAUUUUAAAAAAUACCUCAGAAAAUUUGCCAAAGAUAAAGAUUUAUUUAAAGUUUCAUUUCACAUGUACGAGCCACAAUCAUUAACAAAUAACCGUUCCAACGAUGGAAAAUAUGUUUAUCCCGGUAUAGCUCCAACAUACGACGGUAAUUAUGCUAUUAUAAAAGAGUGGAAUUUAAGUAUGUUUAAAAAUACUUUCCAGAAAAUCAAUGAAAUUACGAAAAAUGUUUUGGAACUUGAUUCAAGUCAAGUUUUCGUUGGCGAGGUGGGUAUUGUUCGUCAUGUAGAAGGUGCAUCGCAGUACUUAGAAGAUAUCUUACAUUUAUGCCAGAGCUUUCGUUGGAGUGUAUGCAUUUAUUGCUUCCGUGAACAUCAUUGGGAUGGUAUGGAUUAUGAAUUAGGUGUAGAACCGUCUAACAAAAAGUCUCGUUCGCAAAGUAAUACUAUCAUGACCAAAAUACAGGAAGCGAUUUCUCGCAGCAAAAAACUAUGA
Molecule: messenger RNA, 7371 nt
Organism: Rotaria sp. Silwood2
Lineage: Eukaryota; Metazoa; Rotifera; Eurotatoria; Philodinida; Philodinidae
Source: the annotation of a GenBank genome assembly